GGUCAGCGUCCAUGGCCAUCACAACACCUGUAACUGUUACAUGUCUCCACGGCAGUCAACUGGUCAGUCUCUGGACAUGUGGGACAGCGUGUCCGUACACUAGGCAGUUGGACAGACCAUCUACGUGUAGACAAACACGUCCACUCGCCACGUGGACCCUGAGGACUGCUCCAUGGACACGAGUGUUUGUGCGAGACGCUGAAGAAAAGUAAUGGGAAACUCGGCCUUCAAGAACGGUGGUCGAGUGAAGCUGGUAGGAACAGCCAACCAGUAUAUUGACAAGGUGCGGUUCGGUGAGACUGACCAACUAGAACACAUCCCAGACAAUAACCUUGGUGUGGGGGGACUGGCUGGAGGAGACCAGAGCUCCGCCCUACUGCUGGACUCGGUACAGCAAAAACAACGUCUUCCCGACAUGUCUGCGGUAAAUGAUCAGACUCCACAUCUGUCCUCACACGAUUCACAGACUCACUCCGGCAAGCUGGGGGCAGGGGGUGAUGUAGGGGUUACUGAGAGCAGGGAUGGGGACACCUGGACAGAAAGUCCCCUUGGUGAGAACAUGAACUCUAAGAGACCAAAUGGCAUCCAAGUAGUUGGAGAAAGUCCAGCACUCAUCCCUGCUGAUGACACAGAACAACAGACAGGCCUCCCUGACGACACGUUACAUGCUAGCAAUACAUCCGCCUUGCCUCUGACCACAGUGCCGCCCAGACUAGGCAGGACACACACUCGCUACUCCCUCCCUGAGGACAUCGUUUACGUGCUAGACAAAGUCAAGGGCGCACAGUCACCGGACGCACACAGGAAACCGUCGGUGGUCAUCACUGACAGUCAGAACACGGUCCCACCGUCGGGACCACAGGAACAGUCCAGGAGCAGGGACUGUCUGGACCGUCCCAUUUACCCAGCCUUGCCUUACUCACCGUACGCCUCACCCAUGGCAUCACCCAGGUUAUCAGCCAGAUACCCACGCAGGCCGGCCACCGAGUCCCACACCGUCAGCAUUAUGGACAAGGAGGAUUUCACCCAGCUCAACCAGUACAGACUGAAAGAAGAAAUAGGAAAGGGUGCCUAUGGUGUUGUGAAGCUAGCAUAUGACGAAAAAGAUGACACAAACUAUGCAAUGAAGAUUAUAUCCAAGAAAAAACUCAUCAAAAGGGAUUUUUUCCGACGCCCUCCUACCCGCGGUGCCGGGGGCCGGUCUGGAGCCGCCACAGCCAGCAGGGGGCUACAGCAGAUCUACAAGGAGAUCGCCAUUCUUAAAAAACUCCAUCACCCCAACAUUGUUCAUCUGAAGGAGGUGUUAGAUGACCCACAAGAUGACUACCUUUACCUGGUGUUUGAACUUGUUGAAAAGGGUCCUGUAAUAGAGGUGCCCACCAACAACCCUCUGUCUGAAGACCAGGCCAGGGAAUAUUUCCGUGAUGUGGUUCUGGGACUGGAGUAUUUGCAAUAUCAGAAGAUAGUCCAUGGAGACAUCAAACCUUCCAACCUGUUGUUGGGUGAUGAUGGACAUGUCAAGAUUGCAGAUUUUGGUGUGAGUAAUGAGUAUGAUGGGGUAGACGCCAUGAUGUCCAGUAGUGUGGGCACACCUGCCUUCAUGGCACCAGAAACACUCUCAGAGUCUACUGACAAGUACAGUGGAAAGGGUCUGGAUGUCUGGGCAUUGGGAGUCACUCUGUACUGUUUUGUGUAUGGCCAUUGUCCAUUUGAAGACAGCUCCAUCCUUGCACUUCACACCAAGAUCAGGAGUCAGGACCUCUCCUUCCCUAACGGGUAUGAUCUGAGUUUGGGUCUAAAGGAACUGCUACAGAAGAUGUUGGACAAGGAUCCGCUGUCUCGUAUCACCAUCCCUGAUAUCAAGACCAACUGUGUGAAACAAGUGCCCCAGCUGAACACAUUGAUCUUAGUGAAAAGCAUGUUGAGGAAGCGGUCCUUCUCCAAUCCUUUCAGACAAGGGGACACUUCGUCUUCACCAUAGACCCAGGGGACUGCUGUUCCUUGGCUGUACAGUAAUUCGGAAGGAUAUAAGGAAGACUGUUAUAGAUACUCUGAGUUUUCUUGCCUUUAGAAAUUUUGGCCUCUGAGAUUUAUCAUGAUCAAUGUAGUUGCAAAGCUGAUGGCAUGUAAUUUGAACCACACAAAUUGUCUUCGUCAUAGGGGGUUAUUUGGCCUCCAAAGUGUCUCUGUCUGUAAAUGAUAGAACACGCAAACGACAUUCCCAAAUUAGACUGGACAGCCAUCACAGACCCUCGCAUCUCACAGGGUAUCAGGGCAUUCACUUUCGCCGGGUGAAUUAAGAGUUCCAGAUAUCGCUGUUAAAUGGCAAUGGCUUUCCCCCUUACUCAUUUGAAUUCUACCAUUUACAGAUGUGCAAAAUAUAGAAUAGGAGCAAAAUCUCCCAACUUGAAGUUACAUGUAUGCAUGACGAAAACAGUAACUGUGGUUCAAAUUCAUCUAUUUCUUUAAUUAUAUUAGCAUAAGUGAUGAACAUGGAUUAUGUACCAUUUGACACUCUGAUGAAUUUAUGCAUAUUGAUGGAUUUAAGUUGCAGUAUAUUUAGCAUCAGAAUUUUCAUAACAUGAAUAUAUGAAAUUGCACCUUUUCUACUAAUGUUUUAAACUUGUAGAUAUGCAUGUAUAUACACAUGUAGGAAUGUGUGUUCUCACUGGCAUCAGAGGACUUAGUACUUCCCAAAGUCCAUGUCAGAAAAGCAUUCAUGGUGGUUAAAUGUUUUCAUAGUGACAUUUUCACUAAUAGGCUCAAAACCAAAAGAUUUUUGUCCUUAAGCACCCUUACGGAUUUGCUGGUAGGGUUCUGAUUGGCUGUCCUAGCUAAAGGUGCCUGUGUUUCCCUUACAAUAGCAUAGGGGUGGGUACUGGUACAGAAAAUUCAGG
Molecule: messenger RNA, 2897 nt
Organism: Branchiostoma floridae (Florida lancelet)
Lineage: Eukaryota; Metazoa; Chordata; Leptocardii; Amphioxiformes; Branchiostomatidae
Product: calcium/calmodulin-dependent protein kinase kinase 2-like
Biological process (GO): protein phosphorylation; intracellular signal transduction; positive regulation of protein kinase activity
Cellular component (GO): cytoplasm
Molecular function (GO): calcium/calmodulin-dependent protein kinase activity; calmodulin binding; ATP binding
Source: RefSeq, a predicted model, not a curated record